Messenger RNA from Diaporthe batatas, 974 nucleotides. RefSeq lists its product as uncharacterized. Bases 175 to 678 code for a protein of 167 amino acids. The record is from RefSeq and is a predicted model, not a curated record. NCBI's taxonomy places the organism in Eukaryota, Fungi, Ascomycota, Sordariomycetes, Diaporthales, Diaporthaceae. The transcript has a single exon.
GCCUAUUCUGCCUAUUCUCCUAUUGAAAUCUCUUCAGAGAAGACCAAGUAUAUAAGGCGAGUACAAGAGCGUGGUGAGGCCCGGCUGUCCGUCCCAUCACACUUCGAUAUUGUGACUUACAGCUCCUUCUUUUGAAAUUUCGUUGUCCUCACCUGCCCAGUCUCCUCCAUCAACAUGGUCCGCCUUCCUUCAGCCGUGGCGCUACUCGCUCUUGCUGCUUCAGCAGCGGCCCAGAAACUAAACUCGUGGCCGCAACAUAAUUACGGGGGCAACGGACUUGCAACAGACAGCGACACCAACACGGUCGAAGAGUACGACAUUCCCGCGAGGUAUGCCCUCCUCUUCAACCGCUGGAUCAGCCUCAGCGGCUUCUACAUCCAGUCUUCUGGUGACUUCAUCACCGACUACUCGGUGACGGCCUUGAUCGGCCCCUUUGGGCUCCCGCAAUCGGUGGAUGUUGGCCGGGUAUGUGGGGCUACUGGGAAUUUCACAUACGUCCCCUUGGUAGACCCACAAGAUGGGUCUUAUGUGUGGUCCGACACUCUGUUUAUCGAAGUCAGCGGUGCCAAGGGAAACUCGUCCACCGCCCGCAUCAACGAAAUCUGGCCCGUGUUCCCCGGCGACGAGAUCUUCGACCCGGAGAACACUUCUCCGUGCCCGGCCACUGCUACUAAGUAGUCGCCAUUGGGAACUCUCGCCCAGUGAAAUUCAGUGUCACGAAUUUACGAGGAUGUUUGAUAUUGACGGAGCGAGCUUUGUAAGGAAACGACAUUACUGUUCCAGCAUGUCCAAGCAUGGAGUGCAGAGGUGGAUUGAGAAACAGGCACUGGUACCUACGAACUUGGCUGGUUGGUGGACUUACGCCAAUGACCAACUCGCGAGAAGAAAGAGGACUAGAUGGGAUUGAUACCAACGCUGAGCCACUAUGGAAAUUAGUAGAAAAUACUUAGCUACAAAUAAUCGUUGAGACUAAA